Molecule: messenger RNA, 990 nt
Organism: Caenorhabditis briggsae
Lineage: Eukaryota; Metazoa; Nematoda; Chromadorea; Rhabditida; Rhabditidae
Gene: Cbr-rrbs-1
Product: Protein CBR-RRBS-1
Exons: 3
Coding region: 1-990 (329 amino acids)
Biological process (GO): ribosomal large subunit export from nucleus; ribosome biogenesis; endonucleolytic cleavage in ITS1 to separate SSU-rRNA from 5.8S rRNA and LSU-rRNA from tricistronic rRNA transcript (SSU-rRNA, 5.8S rRNA, LSU-rRNA)
Cellular component (GO): nucleolus; nucleus; preribosome, large subunit precursor
Molecular function (GO): protein binding
Source: RefSeq, a predicted model, not a curated record
AUGGCUGACAAAUCAACAGAAGUUGAAAAGGCCAUUGAUCCAAUCAUUGACUUGGGCAACUUGCUGUUCAUCGAUCGCGAACCUCUUCAAGGAGAUGCCGAAGAAGGGCUAGAAGAGCGCGCUAGAAAAAACACACAGCUUCUUUUCAACAACAUUUGGCAACUAGAGCAGAAACGAGUAGAGGAAGCGAUUAUUGUGACUCUACCAGCAGCUACAUACCGUCUUCCACGUGAGAAGAAGCUUCCAGAAAAGAAGGAACCAACGAAGUGGGAGAAGUACGCUAAGGAGAAGGGUAUUGAAAAGAGAAAGAAGGAUAAGAAGGUGUUCGAUGAAGCAACGAAGGAAUGGAAGCCAACUUACGGAUACCGGCGAGGAAAUGAUAAUACCAAGGAUUGGUUGAUCGAGAUUCCAGAUAAUGCAGAGGAUCCAAACAAGGACUUCUUCGCUGAGAGACGCGAGAAGAAGAAGGAAAGAGUCGCCAAGAACGAAAUGCAGAGAAUGAAGAAUCUUGCUCGCCAAAUGAAGACGACAGUGAAAACAGGACCAUCUACCGACAAAAUGAUCGGAGUAGGAAUUGAUGCGAAAGACAAAUCGAAGCAAGACGUCCGUUUUGCUGUUGAUCGUGCAAAGCUUGCCACCGCUUCAGCUGGAAAGUUCCAAGAAGGAUUGAAAGGCGAAAAAGCCAAUAUUAAAACUGGAAAGAAGAGAAAGUUCGAAUCCAAUGAAGCUCCAGUUUCGGCUGAGAAGGAGCGUGCUCUUCAGAUUCUUCAAAGAAUGAAGUCCAAGAAGGCCAAGAUCGUUGAAGAGAAGGCUUCAGCCGUUGCUGGACCACUGAGAGAGAAGAAAGAGAAGCAAGAGAAGAAGGGUGCCAAAGAAGCGACAAGGCAGAAGAGUCAAAUUCAUCGUCAGCAAUGGUUCAAAAAUAAGGUCGACAGCAAGAAAAAGGGAACCGGUGGAGCUAAAAAGAAGGGAGCUAACAAGAGAAAGUAA